Molecule: messenger RNA, 1089 nt
Organism: Pseudopodoces humilis (Tibetan ground-tit)
Lineage: Eukaryota; Metazoa; Chordata; Aves; Passeriformes; Paridae
Source: RefSeq, a predicted model, not a curated record
AUGCGCUUCACAGUACGGAUAUCUAUUACUCCUACGUCCUCAGUAUCACAGCAAACCACCACAGAAGAAAUAAUAAAAUCAGGAUUAAAAAGCCACCGCGAAGGCAAACGCACCCGCCCACCGCCUUCGCCUCCCGCUCGCCCCGGGCUGCCUGCGCCCACCCCGCGCCGCUCCACGCGAGCCCGCCCGCCCCCCCGGGUGUCCCGCGGGGGAACGCUGCCCGCCCCGCCGGCACCCCCGACCAGGCAGGCGGCACAACAGGUUGCGGAGGCGGCUCGGGGCAGGAGCCGGCCCCGCGGAGGCUGCAGCCACGCUCCCUACGGAGGGCGGACGAGGGGAGACCGGGAUGAACACCCCCAUCCACAGCCCGGUCUGGGGGAGCCGGCACCCCGGGAGCAGCGGCGGAGCUCCUGCCCGCUCCCGCCGGGGGCCCUUUGUUCUCACCACCCAAGACGCCGCCGCCCGGCAGCCCCGCGCUCUCCCAGGCGGCGGCUCGCCCCACCGGGGGGGAAAGGCGCGGUCUGCCGCCCCCCGCUGCAGCGCCCUCCCUCGCUCCCUCCUCCCGCCGCAGAAACGGCCGGCGCCAGCCGCGGGAAACGCUUCGGGCCGCUACCGAUCGCCCCGCGCCUCGCACACGGCACAGGCACCCCCGCCCGGGACGCCCCACGGCGCUCAGCGCUGCGCCCCGCGGGGCGCGUCCCCUCUCCCCCGAGCCCACCGCCAGAAGUGCGCCCGCCGGGGCUGCCCCGAGCGCCGCAGCCCGCCCGGGAAGGUCACGCCGCGGCGGCAAUCCCCGCGCCCCCGGCACCGCGGCGCCGGCAGGUGCCUGGCUGCCCCCAGCCGACCCAGGGAGGCUCCGCCGGGCGCAGCCGGUGGCCGCCGGAAAACCGCGUGGCGGCCCCAGCGGAUGGUAGAGGGGCUCCGGUACCGCACGACGGCCCCCACGGGGCAUCCGGGGCGGCGGCGGGGCCGAAGCGGGCGGCGGGGCCGUCGCUCGGGGGCCGCGAUCCGCGGGGCUCAACAGGCGGCGGAGUUUGGCGGCUCCCAGGGAGACGAUUCCACCGUGUCGGUAGCCGGACGCGGGGCUGA